CGGGGAAGCGGAGCGCGAUUCUCUUCUUGAGACGGAAGCAAAACGAGAGAGAGAGAGAGAGAGAGAGGGAGAGAGAGAGGCCGAGACUGCGGGAGGACGAGAUGGCCGACGGGGAGGACGCCGCCGCCACGCGCCGCCGGUCCGCCAUCACCGACUACAGGAAGAAGUUGCUCAACUGCAGGGAGCUCGAGUCGCGCGUCGGCACCGUGAGGGAAAGCCUAAAAAAUGCGAAGAAGGACUUCGCCAAGACUGAAGACGACUUGAAAUCGCUGCAAAGCGUGGGUCAAAUAAUUGGAGAGGUCCUCCGGCCUCUUGAUAAUGAACGUUUCAUUGUGAAGGCCAGCAGUGGUCCCCGGUAUGUGGUUGGUUGCCGAAGUAAAGUGGACAAGGAGAAGUUGACUUCUGGAACUCGUGUUGUACUUGACAUGACGACCUUGACAAUAAUGCGCACUCUACCACGGGAGGUUGAUCCUGUGGUAUACAACAUGCUUCAUGAAGACCCAGGAAAUGUCAGUUACUCUGCUGUAGGUGGUUUGUCUGAUCAGAUUAGAGAACUCAGGGAGUCCAUUGAGUUACCGCUUAUGAACCCUGAACUCUUUCUUCGGGUGGGAAUUAAGCCUCCUAAGGGUGUUCUACUCUACGGUCCUCCAGGGACCGGGAAGACACUAUUGGCGAGGGCUAUUGCCAGUAACAUCGAUGCCAACUUUUUGAAGAUUGUUUCAAGUGCUAUUAUUGACAAGUACAUUGGAGAAAGUGCUCGUUUGAUUAGAGAAAUGUUUGGCUAUGCACGUGAUCACCAACCAUGCAUCAUCUUCAUGGAUGAAAUUGAUGCCAUUGGUGGGCGAAGAUUUAGUGAGGGAACUAGUGCUGAUCGUGAGAUCCAGCGGACGUUGAUGGAGCUCCUUAACCAGCUAGACGGAUUUGAUGAGCUUGGGAAGGUUAAGAUGAUCAUGGCUACGAACCGACCUGAUGUUCUGGACCCGGCACUCCUGCGUCCUGGACGUUUAGACAGGAAGAUUGAGAUUCCACUACCCAAUGAGCAGGCAAGAAUGGAGGUUCUUAAAAUUCAUGCUGCUGGUAUUGCCAAACAUGGGGAAAUUGAUUACGAAGCUGUCGUGAAACUUGCAGAAGGUUUCAACGGGGCUGAUCUUCGGAAUGUCUGCACCGAAGCUGGUAUGGCUGCAAUUCGGGCAGAAAGGGACUAUGUGGUCCAUGAAGACUUCAUGAAGGCUGUGCGCAAGCUAAAUGAUGCAAAGAAGCUGGAAUCGAGUGCGCACUACAGCGCAGACUUCGGGAAAGAGUAGUAACGUGCGAUCUUGCUACAAAUGCAUAUGCUGUGUAUCACUGGGGAGCUUAGCCAUCACCAUGCGAAAGCAAGAAAGAAAUUGGCUAUUUAUGUUCAGGCUCCUGCACACUCCUCUUUUUCUGAUAUUCACAAUCAUAGUGAGGAGGAUUGUCAAGCUGACCACUGGGAGAAACCAUUCGAGAAUUUACUAAUUUUGAACCAGUUGCUCUUUGCUUCAGUGAUCAUCAUACGUUGUCAGCUUCCCUGUGUAUUAGUCUGGAAACUCUGGUUCGGGCUCUUUCAUUUCCAUCAUUCCAUGUACUUCGACAGUGUGCUUGCCUGCUCGGUAACAGAGUAAGAAAAAAGAGGCUAGUUUGUGUUCA
Molecule: messenger RNA, 1668 nt
Organism: Panicum hallii
Lineage: Eukaryota; Viridiplantae; Streptophyta; Magnoliopsida; Poales; Poaceae
Product: 26S proteasome regulatory subunit S10B homolog B
Exons: 10
Coding region: 102-1304 (400 amino acids)
Biological process (GO): positive regulation of RNA polymerase II transcription preinitiation complex assembly
Cellular component (GO): cytosolic proteasome complex; proteasome regulatory particle, base subcomplex
Molecular function (GO): proteasome-activating activity; ATP hydrolysis activity; ATP binding
Source: RefSeq, a predicted model, not a curated record